Messenger RNA from Durusdinium trenchii, 528 nucleotides. NCBI's taxonomy places the organism in Eukaryota, Dinophyceae, Suessiales, Symbiodiniaceae. The record is from the annotation of a GenBank genome assembly.
AUGUCCACCCAGAAGCAGAAGCGGCUUUUGCGCAGAAAACCUGCGGUGGUGGUGGGCACGCCUGGCCGGAUAUUUGCUUUGCUUGGGAUGGGUGAGGAGGAUGAUAAGUGCGAGUGGCUGAGGGAAGGCUUGAAGAAUGUGAGACAUCUUGUCCUUGAUGAGGCAGAUCGUUUGGUCGAGUCUGGACACUUCAAGGAACUGGACAAGAUCCUUGAGCUCCUGUACCAGUCCAUCGACCGACCUCAACAGUUGCAAACCUUCGUCUUCUCAGCAACUUUGACGUUGGAUCCUCGCGCACAACGUGGGGAAGAGGGAGCUGGCAAGGUCGGGGCUUUGAUGUCUCGAUUGAAGUUCCGGGAGUCCCGUGCUGUCUUCACUGUGGACCUGACGAAAGAGACCAACCAGUCCAGGGAUGAGGAAAAGGAGGAGACUAUGUCUAUUGCUCUUCAAGCCUUCUGGGACGAUUCACUACCAGAAAUGACCAGGAUAUACCAGCAACUCCUCGAGCCAAGCUACCAGAGACCCUAG